UUUUGCCUUAAUUGCCAGGGGGACAAAGGUGCGAUGGGAAUCCCUGGGCGGCCGGGUGCUCCAGGAGAAGCUGGCAUGUCUAUCAUUGGGCCCCGUGGUCCACCCGGCCAGCCUGGAACAAGAGGUUUUCCUGGAUUCCCGGGCCCUAUUGGCUUGGAUGGCAAACCGGGCCAUCCUGGACAGAAGGGAGAGAUGGGUGCUGCAGGUCCCAGGGGACAACCUGGACCCCCAGGACAAAAAGGAGAGAAGGGUCAGUGUGCAGAGUACCCGCACAGGCUGUUGCCUCUCCUCAAUUCCGUGCGGCUGGCUCCACCUCCGGUCAUAAAGAGACGCACUUUCCAGGGUGAACAAGGACAAGCAGGGAUCCAAGGUCCCCCGGGGCCCCCUGGUCCUCCAGGGCCCGCUGGACCAGCCGGACCCGAAGGAAUCCCAGGACGUCCUGGGCCGGUUGGACCCCCUGGCAGAGCGGGAGAGCCUGGAAAGCCUGGCAGAGAUGGAAAGGGCUUACCUGGGCCUCCUGGACCAAAGGGAGACACUGGGAUUCAGGGGUACCCUGGCAGAAAGGGUGAGGUGGGCGAGUCAGGCCUGCCCGGUGCCCGUGGCCUCCCUGGAGCCUCUGGCCCCAAGGGUGAAAAAGGGGAUGCUGGCAUAAAGGGGGAGAGAGGCAUGCCAGGGCUGCCAGGAAGACAUGGCUCUAAGGGCGCUCCUGGGGUGGCCGCCGCAGGGAUGAAGGGUGAGCCUGGGACUCCAGGAGAAAAGGGAGAUUCUGGAGUGCCAGGGAGGCUGGGCCCCCCAGGUUUGCCAGGGAAGAGGGGGCAGCGGGGUGAGAAGGGACGAGCUGGUGACCCUGGGCUUCCUGGACUCCCUGGCCCAAAGGGAGAGAAGGGAAUUGCUGAGAAUGCCUUGGUGGGAGCUAGAGGAGAACCUGGCCCUCCAGGUCUGCCUGGACCCCCUGGACCAAAGGGAGAAGCUGGUGAGGUUGGUCAGCCUGGUGCUGCAGGAUCACAGGGAGAGAAGGGGGAACGUGGUUCACCAGGAGACCAGGGACCCAUGGGCCCCAGGGGCCCCAAAGGAGAGCCUGGGAAGGAUGAAAUGAUGGACUAUGAUGGGAACAUCAGUGAAGCUCUCCAGGAAAUAAGAACUUUGGCCUUGAUGGGACCCCCAGGACGUCCAGGUGUGGCUGGACCUCCAGGGCCACCAGGACAGAAGGGUGAAAUUGGCUUGCCAGGUCCUCCAGGCCACGAUGGAGAAAAGGGACCACGUGGCAAACCUGGAGAAAUGGGCCCCCCUGGCCCUCAUGGACUGCCAGGAAAGGAUGGACCCCCUGGGAUGAAGGGAGAGCCAGGCCCUGCUGGGGUCAGAGGAGAAAAGGGGGACAAGGGAGAGCCAGGACAAGCAGGCUCACCGGGUCUAGAUGGCCCCAGUGGAGAGAAAGGUGAACAAGGUGACCAAGGGAUACCAGGACCAUCAGGAUUGCCAGGGCCCAUUGGACUUCCAGGACUGACAAUAUCUGGGCCCCCUGGACCCCAAGGCCCUCCAGGACCUCCAGGUCUUCAGGGUGUUCCUGGACCCAAGGGGGAAGCAGGGAUUGAUGGAGUGAAAGGAGAGAAGGGUGCCCAGGGUGAAAAAGGAGACAGAGGGCCACUGGGAUUACCCGGUGCUUCAGGUUUAGACGGCAGGCCUGGCCCACCGGGUAUUCCAGGACCAAUUGGGGUUUCGGGACCAGCAGGACCAAAAGGAGAAAGGGGCAGUAAAGGAGAUCCUGGAGUUGCAGGACCAAUGGGGCCAGCAGGGCUUCCUGGUUUACAAGGCCUACCUGGUGACAAGGGAGUCCGGGGGGAGAGGGGCAAGAAAGGCUCUAGAGGGUCUAAAGGGGAUAAGGGAGACCAAGGAGCACCUGGAUUAGAUGCACCCUGUCCGUUGGGGGAAGAUGGCCUUCCAGUUCAAGGCUGCUGGAAUAAGUGAUGAUUCUAACCCUGGACUGACCUGUGUGUGUUACUGUACAUAGAAUAUUUAUUUUUAUACGGUGUUCUUCUCUGAAAUGCCAAAAGUUAUGCAUUUUUACAAAUUAUCAGAAAGUGGCAUAUUUUUUUUGUACAGAAAAUACUAGAUCUCCCUUUUUUCCCAUUUGUCAGUUCUCAGUAUGAUUCUAUGUCUGCAUUAUGCUUGUUUUGUCAUGGAGUACAGCUGUAAUAUUUACAUGGUAUUUGUGCACACAUGAUGAAUAUAGGAACUUAAUAAAUUAUUGCAUUAAAAGUGCCCAAAGGAACUGCCCUGUAUAGAUUCAAAGGUCAUUUUCAUUUUUCAAGCUGGAUCAUUCAAGAAUAUUUCAAAAUAUUAUGUAUUUUUUAUUAAAGUGAAAUAUUAACACUUC
Messenger RNA from Oenanthe melanoleuca, 2374 nucleotides. RefSeq names its product collagen type XIII alpha 1 chain (gene COL13A1). The record is from RefSeq and is a predicted model, not a curated record. Lineage: Eukaryota; Metazoa; Chordata; Aves; Passeriformes; Muscicapidae. The transcript is spliced from 39 exons. The coding region runs from base 34 to 1965 and encodes 643 amino acids.